Molecule: messenger RNA, 577 nt
Organism: Andrographis paniculata
Lineage: Eukaryota; Viridiplantae; Streptophyta; Magnoliopsida; Lamiales; Acanthaceae
Exons: 2
Coding region: 93-386 (97 amino acids)
Source: RefSeq, a predicted model, not a curated record
CGCAAACCCUUGAUUUCAGGUUCUUCUUCGGUUCUUCAGAUUCAGUAUUCGAUCGUUUCGUCUGUGGGUUGAUUCAGUGUUUGGCCUGUGAAAUGGCGAUGAACAGAGGAAUGGUGUCAUGCGCUUCCAAGAUAUUGAACUCUUCGCCGUCAAUCGCAUCCAAAUCUGUGACACGGGGGAUUCAUUCAACUAGUAUAAAGAAGAUGGGAGGCGGGCAUGGACAUGACGAGCCCUACUACCUUCACGCAAAACACAUGUACAACUUGGACAGGAUGACAAAUCAGAAGCUAAAAAUGUCCCUUGGUGUGUUCACUGCAUUCAGCAUUGGUGUUGGCGUACCCAUAUUUGCAGUCGUCUUUCAGCAGAAGAAGACCGCUUCAGCAUAAUUUGAUGGUGUAAAAUAGAGACUGAAAUAAAUUGUGAAGACGAAAUCCAUGAAUUCAUUUUUGCAACCAAACUGGUUAGUUCUACAGUGAAGUAAGUUCACUGUUGCCGUUUGCUUCUUGCUUUUUUAAUCUGAAACUUCCUGUUUCUCUCCCUGUUCUAUCAAUAAGAUGUCUGAGAUACAUUCUUCUAA